This is a messenger RNA of Mugil cephalus (flathead mullet), 11682 nucleotides long. It is a transcript of the gene xirp2b, whose product is annotated as xin actin binding repeat containing 2b. Gene Ontology annotation, molecular function: actin filament binding. Gene Ontology annotation, biological process: actin filament organization; actin cytoskeleton organization. Bases 259 to 10227 code for a protein of 3322 amino acids. Gene Ontology annotation, cellular component: stress fiber; focal adhesion. The transcript has 9 exons. NCBI's taxonomy places the organism in Eukaryota, Metazoa, Chordata, Actinopteri, Mugiliformes, Mugilidae. The record is from RefSeq and is a predicted model, not a curated record.
GACAGAGGUGAACACAUACUGGAGCUGGUCUCCAACGCUGACUGGGAUUUGCUUUUGGCUUGGACAGACCCUGCAGGCCGGGGGCAGUGGCCUUCUUGUGGGAUUCUACUUGCUGAGUGCAUAUAUUUUAUAAUUCUUCUAACCUGCUGCUGGCGGCUCAAGUUUAACCAGGGCAGGACUUCCUGAAAGAUUUAAACCAGAGGAAUCUGGAUUCACUCUGUGGACUCAGAGGUCAUCCCACUACCCAACAGAGAGGUCAUGUACCAGGCAGCUGUCUCCAAGCGAGCAGACAACACCAUCCCCAGUGGGGUCAUGGAGGAGUCGGAGGUCUGUUCCCUGCCUGGGGGACUUGCAAGCGUGAGGAGACAAUUUGAGACCCAGGAAACUGCAACAUCACACAGUGUAACGCAGUUUCAUUUUCACAGAGCUAUGCAGGAAACGUCAAGCUCAGAGGUGACAGUCUCAAGUGGCAGCAGGCAGGUCAUCCCAGGGAAUCAGCUGCUAGAUUUCAACCAAGAAAUGAUGGUAUCAUACAGCGACAACAACUUUGCAUCCAGUUAUGAAAACCAUCAAAAUGAAGAAGAGGAGGAAUUUCCCAGGUACACUACAAAGGAACUGAGGGAUCACUUUGAAAAAACAAUAGAAGAGGCUGCUCCGCAGAAACCAGUUAAGAUUGGACGCGACAUCAAUCGAUCUAAGUGGUCCUCAAAUGUGACUCAAAACAACACCAUGACUAGUGAGGUGUGCAAAGCAUCUGCCAGCGAAGCAACACAAGGCAGAAUGGCUGCAGUGAUGGAUUAUGAGGACUUUCCGCCCCCACCAGCUGAGGACUCUGACUAUCUUCCACCCCCACCUCCAGACUUACUACAAAUGCCAUCAGACAGUGAGAAUUUUCCAGCUUGCGAAUACUCAUAUGAGGCCCCAGAAGAGGCAAAACCAUCCAAACUCCCACUCAACAAAGAGGCCUACUACAAGCAGAGGAGUAUGUACGAGUUAAAACGUCUUUACAAGCACAUUCAUCCCGAGGUCCGUAAGAAUAUUGAGAAAGAGUACUACAUUGAUUACAAUGAAAAUGAAAACAACCAGGUAGAGAGCCAAGAGUACGUGUCUGAGGAUGACGGCGGUAGUCCCGAUGAUAUCAACGAUGAAGAAUAUGUGGAAUGGGAAGAAAUUCUUCCAGGGGAGGUGCAGGCAAUGCGCUGGAUGUUUGAAAACAAGCCACUGGAUGCAAUCAAGGAUGAAACCCCCGAAGAGGAUGAGGAGGACAAAAAAAUCGCUCAACAGGAAAUGGUUUGGGGGAAAGACGUGAGGCGCACGGCGUGGAUGUUUGAGACCAAGCCAAUUGAUGAGCUGGGCUCAGAAAACACUAAUUCAACAGAAUAUAAAAACAAAUUCAAUAAAUUUGACAAGGGAGACGUCCGUGCUGCCGCAUGGCUUUUUGAAACCCAAACUAUGGACACACUAAACAAAAUGCAGAAAGAGGAGGAUUUGACCAAGGAGGUUGUAUUUACAGAAGAGGAUGGAAAUGCUACAAUUUACAUGAUUGACAAUAAAUACAUGGAAAGCCUUGGGCACACCGAGACUAUUGAUGAGAGCCACCUGCUGAGUCUUCGAUCAGUGUUAGAGGAAAUAAAUGGUGACGUGAAAACUGUAACAAGCACUUUCGACACUCAGUUUCAAUGCAUCAUCAUGGGACAGUCAAGCCAAAUGCUGGAGAUCAAGUCUGUGCGCAAAAUUGAAAGUGAACUGGAGAACUCUAUUGCUUCGCGAUGGCUUUUUGAUACCCAACCUCUGGACAUGACAGACAGGGAAGAAACUUCUUUGAAACUUGUGUGCAGUCUUUCAAUGGAGGACAGCAAUAAGGGGGACUGGGGAAGGUGGUUGUUUGAGAUAAAGACAUUGAACUCUCUCAGUGAGUGGGAAAGCUCCCAAAUGGAGAAAAAGGAGAUCAUGGGAUCCGACGUGCGCAAACACUGCUUAGUGUUUGAAACACAACCAAUGGACUCUCUGAAGGAUGACUCCAACGCUAGACCUCAGUCGAUUGAGGAGGUUAUUGGGGGUAAUGUCAGAUCUGCAAGGCACUUUUUUGAAAGCAGCCCUCAAGUAGCCAGGAAGAACUGCCCUGAGGUUGGAAAACUUAAAAAAGCAACAAUAAACGAAGAAAUUAAAGGGGAUGUGAGGCAUCAAAAGUGGCGCUUUGAGAGUCAGCUUCUGGAAAACAUAAGAGAGGAGAAGAAAGAGGUCACCCGUACUGUGAAUGUGGACGACGACCUCACUCAGGAGGACGGCACAAGCUGCAGGGCAGAUGUUCGCAAGAACUGCUGGGUGUUUGAAACCCAGCCAAUGGAUACUUUAAAAGACGAUUCAAAUGCUCGGCCCCUGUCAAAAGAGGAAAUUAUUGCAGGUAAUGUGAAAUCAGCCAGACAUUAUUUUGAAACGUUUCCAGAGGAAGAGGUGAAGGAUCUGGCAGAGGUGGGUAAACUGAAAAAAGCGGUAGCCCUUGAUGAGGAGAAGGGUGAUGUUAGACAUCAGAAAUGGAGAUUUGAAAGUCAACCUCUAGAGAAUAUCGGAGAGGAAAAGAAAGAAGUCAUCCGAACAAUUGAUGUGGAACAAAUUGACAAAGUGGAUGUAUCAAACUACAAGCAAAUAUUCGAGAGCACAGAUUUGAGCAGGACAAGCGAAUCUCAAAAGAUUCUUGUAGAGGGCGUAACAUCUGGCUCGGUGAAAUCAAAUAAGAACUUGUUUGAGUCUACUCCACUGUAUGCAAUGCAAGACAGCUCAGGACACUUCCAUGAGGUGAAAACAGUGCGCCGCGAGGAGGUUGUGAAAGGAGACGUAACGACAUACAAAUGGAUGUUCGAAACACGACCAAUCGAUCAGUUUGAUGAGACAAUUGAAAAAUACCAAAUUAUUAAAGGGAUAUCCAAGCAGGAAAUAGAGUCUGGUGACGUUAAAACCGCAAAGUGGUUAUUUGAAACGCAGCCCCUUGAUGCCAUUAAGUACUUCAGCAAUAUCGAAGAUGAAGAAAUUGUGGGGACAAAUAAAAACCUUGAAGUCAUGAAGGGUGAUGUGAAAACUUGCAAGUGGCUAUUUGAGACAAAACCAAUGGACAUCCUGUAUGAAAGAGCCGAGUUAAAGGAUGACAAUGAAUCGGAAGAAAUACGUAAGGGAGACGUCAAAACCUGCACUUGGCUCUUUGAGACACAAGCACUUGAUACUAUCCAUGAUGAGACUGAGACAAUUCUGAAGACAUGCACUGUAAAGCAAGAGGACAUUAGUGGCAAAGAUGUACGAAUGGCUUGCUUUCUCUUUGAAACGGAGAAACUGGAGAACCUCACAGGGGAAGAGGAGACGGGCUCAUUUAAGCGUGUCACAGAAAUAGACAUCUCGUCUGGAGAUGUGUCCAGGAUGAAAUACAUUUUUGAAAACCAAACAUCCGAUAUCAUGACUUCUACAUCUGAGGAGGCGAUGCAAAAGCUUAAGAGGGUUCAGACCGAUGAUAUACAGAGAGGAAAUGUUGUGAGCUGCAAACAACUCUUUGAAAACCAAUCCAUAGAUACCAUACAUGAUAGCCAAGAGGAAUUCAUGAGCAGCCGCACAGUGAGCGAUGUACAAGGAGGAGACGUCGAUAAAGGCCGUUUCAUUUUCGAAACCUACUCCUUAGAUAAAAUCCAGGAGGCUUCCUCUGAGACUGACACAGAUCUGAUGAAAAUGCGAAAAAUCGUCUGUGAUGAGGAGGAAAAGGGCGAUGUGAGGAAUUACACUAUGAUGUUUGAAACCCAGCCCCUUUACGCCAUUCAGGAUAAAGAGGGGCAUUACCACGAGGUCACUACUGUCACAAGCGAGGAGGUCACACAGGGAGAUGUUGUGGGAACCCGGUGGUUGUUUGAAACCAAGCCUCUCGAUGCCAUCAAGGACACAGAUGAGGUUUAUAUAAUCAAAUCUGUCACGCAACAGGACGUGCAAAAGGGAGAUGUCACGUCUGCUAAGUGGAAAUUUGAGACCCAACCUCUCGAUAGGAUUGCUGAAGAAAAGAAGCCUUUAAUAAAAACUGUGGAUGACAUUCAAGGGGGCAAUGUUAUAAUGAAUAGGAAUCGUUUUGAGUCUGACUCUUUGUCCCAGGGAUCUGUUAGAACCGUCAAUGUGAGUGAAAUACAAAAAGGUGAUGUCAGGACAGCAAAGUGGAGGUUUGAAACCCAGUCCAUUGACAAAAUUAGAAGCAUGAGCUCUGAAAACCUGAUUGAAACGGUUAAGAAGGAAGAGGUUGCAAAGGGAGAUGUUAAAAAUUCAGUCUGGCUUUUUGAGAAAAAUCCCCUUGACCACAUUAAAGAGGUAGAUGAGGUCGAGGUCACAAACGUAACACAAGAGGAUAUUCCCAAAGCGGAUGUAAAGUCAACAACAUGGCUCUUUGAAACGACACCAUUUGACAACUUUAAUGACACAAAAAUGGAAAGGACUGAAAUUCUGGGGAAGAGUGUCAAAGGAACUCUUGAGGAACUUUAUAGUCAGAAAAUGGUGAAGUCGAAGGGCGUCCUCAUAGAAAGUGACGAAAUUGGUGACGUUAGAAUGGCAAAAUACCAGCUAAUGAAUAAGCAGGCUCCAGAGAUUCAACGAGAGGAAGUCAUCAGGGGGGAUCUGCAGACUAUUAUGAUGAACCUGCUGAAUAGACAGGACAGAAAAGAGCAGCAGAUUGUCAUAGAUUCAGAAGAGAAGGGGAAUAUAACUUCAACUGUGCAGCAACUAUUCAGUCAAGAGAGAGACAGCAGUGCUGAAAAGGAGGAAAUAUUACGUGGUGACAUUCAAGAAGCUCUAAACAAACUUUUCAGUGAGGACCGAUCAACGAAACAUGGAAUACUGAUCCAGGAGGAUGAAAAAGGGGAUGUGCAGAUGACAUUAUACUCCCUCCUGAACAAGCAGGAGAAUGUUAAUGUCGAAAAGGAGGACGUUGUAAAAGGAGAUAUUAAGAGUGCUCUUCAAAGACUGUCUAGCCUGGACAAGUCAGAUCAAGCAGUGAAAAUAAGGAUAGAUGAUGGUGAAAAGGGAAAUGUCAACUUUUAUUCCACAUGCAUUGAAUCUGGGGCUCUCGAUUAUCUUAAACAGCUCCAUUUAGAACCUGAUGAGACUCCACCUGACAGCACAGAAAAAGAGAAGAUUGUUGGGGGUGACAUCAAAGGCACAAAACUCAUCCUUGGCCAAAAUCAAACACAAAUUGAGCGCACUGUAGAGGAUGUUAUUCCAGGUGACGUUCACAACACUGUGAAAGUUUUCAUGUCAGAGGCAAACACCCCAGUGGAAAGACUCCAGAAGGAGGAGAUUGUCAAAGGGGAUUUAAGGGCUGCUUUGAAUUCAUUGUCUGAAUCAGUGAACCAGACAGUCAUCGUGGAGAAAGAGGAGGUGGUGAAGGGCAACAUACCUAAAGCUUUGCGGUGUUUGGAGAGGGCUCAGAGGCAUCACAAGGAGGUGGAGAAGCCCGAAGUCAUACCAGGAAAUAUCAAAGGGGCCCUAAGAUCUCUUGAGAAAUCAGCAACAUCUAGAGUGGAAGCUGUUGUUGAGGAUUUAGUUUCCGGAGAUGUGAGGGCCACACUAAAAUCUCUGGAGCUGGCAAAGCAAGCAGUUAGGGAAGUCGAAAAAGAAGAAAUUGUGAGAGGUGACAUUCAUACGGCGAUGCAAAGUCUACACGACGCCUCCAGUGAGAGAAAAAAGUGUCAACAGGAAAUAGAUGUUCAGGGAGACGUAAGAGGGACUAUUCAGAUGUUUAUGGAGCCACCACCUUCACCGAGGUUGCAAAGGAGCCCGAGCCUUGAGCGUGACAUAAAGGGGGAUGUCAAGAUGUCAAUUAAGUCCUUAUAUGAGACACAGGAGCAAACCCAGCUGGAGAAAGAGGAAGUGAUAAAGGGUGAUGUUAAAGGGACUAUUAAAUCACUGCUGGAAACGGCACAGCGUGAUACUCCCAAAGCCAGGCAUGGAGGAUACAGAAGAGUUAGAGUCAAGCAGAGACCUCCCGUUAAAAAUCUAAAUGCCGAGGCACAGAGGAGCGUUCAGAAGAUAAAGACAGCAAAUGUGACUGAAACAUCAAAAGAAAAUCACUCCAUCUCUAAUGAAACUGAAAUUCUUAGAACAAAGACAAGCACUGUGGAGCAAUCUGCGAAGCAAUCGAAAACUGUGGUUGAGCACAAAACUAUUACCCAAAACCAUGGCAUCAAGACAGUAAAGACAGAGUUUCGUAAUCUUAAAUCUAACUCAAAGGGUUCGAUGAAACAAGGUAAAACCAAAGUGAAAACUGAUGUUUAUGUCUUAAAAUCACAAGAGCCUGAAUUGCCCCUCCCACCUCCACCUCCACCAGUGACAGACGCCGACCUUCCUCCUCCUCCUCCUACUCCUCCACCUCCUCCUCCUCCCUCUGCUGAUACUGACAUCGAUCACCUCCCUCCUCCUCCACCGCCUCUCACUAGCGAGCAGGACUUCCUGCCACCUCCUCCAUCUGAACAGGAACUGGAGAGCAUGCCAGCGCCGGUAAUUCAUCUGGCAAAAGCGAAAAGGAUGACAGUGAAAAAAGUGAAAGCUCCCGUGUUACACCCGGUCCCAAAGCUGGAGCCUAGGGCGGAAUUCAGCAAAAUGCAACAGGUGGAGGGAACAUCUGAGAAAGUGGUGGAAAUGAGCCAAAGUCAUUUAAAAACAAUAACGGACACAUCACGUACUAUUUCAUGUGAAAUCCCUCCGCCGCCAGAAUCCCCACAGCCGUUUAAGAAAGUUCACAUUGCUCCUGUUAAAUUCACUCCUCCUCCUUCUCCUCCACCUUCCACGAGAGGGAAAACAACUAAAUUUACCACACCAUUAAUAAAAGCGGAAGAAAAGUACCGGAAGCUGAAGGAUGAAAACACCCCCCCAACCACUCCAACUCCCACUUUCAUCCAUGACUCAGUUAGUGCUGCUCUUGAGAUGCUUUCCACUACAGACGCAGAGCAGGCAAAUUGCAACACCUCAGAAAUCACGCAGGAGAGGCAUGAAAAGGCGGCAGUGAGUGUUCAUUCAGACUCUCAGUGUGAUUUAUCAAAGCAGGUCGUGAUAUCAAAUACCAGCCAAAGCAAUGCCAGUGCUCACCAUGAGAAAAUGCUAGCAGAGUCUAAAGUGAUAUCUUCUGCUAAACAACAAACUGUCUCCAAUGAGGCUUCUAAGGUCAUCUCUGUUCAAAAGACCUCUUCCGUCUCUGCUGUUAGACAAGAGAUACACACAACUACACAGAAAACAGUGUCUGUUUCCUCCAAACAGGCAAUCACACAGGCAACAAUGAUCGACAAAGUCCAGACCUCAGUUACUGAUCUUGCAAUCGAAAACGAGGAAAAACGAAGGAAAGUCUCUAAAAGUCAAAAAGCAAAGGACUCAGUCAAGUCUGAAAAUAAAAAGGGAGACAAAAUCUCUGCUCAGAAUGUAAAACCUGAUGACCUUUGCAGUCUGUCUUCCCAAAGGGAAGACGUCAUCUCGGACAAAAAUGGAAAGGAGUCCAAAUCAUCACAUUGUGACAACAAGAAUAAAGCUGAUCCUUCUCCGGCCAAGAGCGAAGAACAUGUCUCCGACCAGCCAAUGCAAACAGAUAAGGCAGUUGUGAAUACAAAUGGAAAAACGGGCAAACCGAACCAAAAGGCAAAAAAGAAUAACAAGCAAGAAAAGCAAGUAGAGAAAACAUCCAGUGAGAGUAGUUCACAAAAUCUGAAAGUGGAGGUGAAGGAAGCUGCUGUGGUGAAAGUCGUCAAUGAACCUAAAGAAGUAAAGACAGAAUUAAAGCAGGUGAUUAAGAAAGUCGCUACUGAUGUACCUGCUGUUAUUCAGGACAAUGCUGGCAGUCAGUCAGAAACUCAAACUCCAGCCAAGAAGAAAAAGAAGUCCAAAAAGUCUAAAGGGGGUCAGCAAGGUCAAAGUAAAGAUGCUUUGACAGAAUCGAAGACAGAAGUUAUAGAAAUCAAGAAAUCAACACCUGACAGAACCCACCCAGCCCAGGAAACAAUUGCAGUCGGCCAAAUUUACACAAGUAUGAAAGAAGAGCACAUCCAAGUCAAGAGGGAAGUCAUUACCUCAGAAAGCAAAUAUGAUGAGAGUUCCCAGCAACAAAAAGCAGUUCAAAAGCAUCUAAAGGGAUCUCACAAGAAAGGAGUGACAGUUACCGAGGAGAGCACAAAGGAACCACCAGAAGAAAGUGAGGAUGUCCCAAUUACAGUGACAACCAAGUCAGAACAAAAUGAACUGGUUAAACCCACAACAGGGAAAACGGAGGAACCUCAGAGGCAAGAUGUCCAAGUUUUAAAGUCUUAUGCGACAGAGGUGCAGACUGUUUUGGACCAGGCUGAUUUGGAAAUUGCCAUGAGUCUCCUCGAUACAGUUAUAGGCAGAAAAUGUGAACUGGAAGGAUUUGCAUCAGAAAGUGAAACUAAAAUGAAUGAAGAAAUAGUUUCACAUGUAAGGGAACCAGCAGAGGUUGAGCAAAUGCAUCUAGAAGAUGGAACGAUGGAGAAGCAUGAAUGUGAGCCAGUUUCUGAAAAAGCUGUUUCUGAUGCAGCAACACCAAGAAUAUCCAAGAUCAGCAUUGGCUCCGCUAAAGUUGAGAACCAGACAAAGAGGAAGACCUCACAUGAAAGACAAAAAGAAGAAGUGAGUCAGUACAAGUCUGUCGACCUUCGAGCUCCCUCGCCCUUACUCAGGAUGCGUUCCCCCUCUCCAAUAUUUAUCACCAUCGAGUCCACGCGGAGAACUGACUCCCCCCAGAGAGUCACUCCGUCACCUACCUUGCUGCACAGGCCACCCACGCCUCCAACACCGCCGCCACGUAGGUGUGACACGCCAACAUCACGCCUCACAAGAAUUACACCCUCUCCAACCUUUGACAGAGCGGAGAACUUAGCUCGGCUUAAGGACACAACAGCCAAGCUCUCACGUGGCGUCACCCCACCACCACUACUCCCCCAUCAACUCCUAGAGAAGAAAUCAGAGAUUGUGGAGUCGCCCGCGUCAUUCCAUCGGCAAAUCAAAAUUGAGUCCCAGGUUGUGGAGGCUUUAGAGAUGUUGACUGCAGCAGAAACGCUCAAAAAGAAUUCGUCUGAGGAAGCUCAGAAGGCUGAUGUAAAUUCUGUAGACGAUGGCGCUAAUAUUCCUCUUUCAGUGCAGGCUUUCAGUGCCGAUGAAAUACAAAGUGUGUCUGAGAACAACAUGCCAUUUGGUCAACGUGACUCAGACUUUCUGGAAGCGUCAGAUAUUUCCGAGCUAUCGUCUGCGUCUGUCAGAGAAAAGAGAGAGUUCUUUGAAGAGGCUCGAAAAGCUGAAAUUAAUAAGAUCUAUGUGAGAAAGGAGCCUAUUGCUAUCCCUGAACGACUAGGCCCAGACGCAGAGGACUGUGAGGAAGAAAAUAAGAACAAAGAAAUGGAUGAACUUCCCAGGGCAGACUUGUCAAGUCUUGUAAACAAAUUUGAAUCACAAGAUGAGAAAAUAUAUAUCAGAAAAGAACUUACCCCGCUCACAGAGUGCCUCCAUGAUGACAAUGAAAUCAGAGACUGUGACAAAGAGGAAGCAGGGAUCCUGGAACAGGAAAUGCCAACUUUUGACAUCCAGGCUAUUAAAAAUGUUUUUGAACUGGAUGAGCAAAGUUCCUCAGCUGGAGAAGAGAAAGGGGAUGAGGAGGAGCUUGUGUCAAGCCUGAGUGAAACAACAGUAGACACUUCAAAGCAGGAAAGUCCUCAAGAGACAAGGGGAGGCUCAAGGCAGAGCACUCCCCUCCCUCUGCAGAGAGACGAGGUAGGAACUGUGCCAGGCAAACCGUCGGGCUUCUCUGAAACCAAAUCAAUCACGGAACAUUUCUCAAAUGUGGAUGAAUUUGGCAACAAGGUCAGCGGAACAAGAACAGCUGUCACUGAGCAUUCAGAGAGCGUGUCAAGCCAUCAGGCUCCUUUUUCCUAUGCUGACGCAGUUAAAAGAAAGGCUGCAGCAGUGAGGGAAACGGAGACAUAUGAUGAAGAUGCUACGGAAAAGUUGCUGAGGAACUUUCACAAAACGUGGACAGAGAGUGAGACGGUGUUCAAGAGUCUUGGCUACACUGUUUCUGAGGAGACAACAUCUCAGGCUGUGUCACAUCAGACGAUAGUCUCAUCUGGUUCGUGUUCCAAGGUCGGAGCUCUGCACUGUAUGUCGGAGGAGAGCUUAUCCGAUGGAUGCUCUGAUAGUGGACAAAAAAAAGUACCAUAAAUCCUGUUUCUGCUGUGAGCACUGCAGAAAUAAGUUAAGCUUAGGAAAUUACGUCUCUCUCCAUGGACAUUUCUACUGCUUGCACCAUUACAAACAACUCCUCAAGUCUACAGGGAACUACAAUAAUGAACUUGUGCAGAAGCCUCCCGCAGGAAGUGGCAGACCUUUCCCCUCGGAUGACAAACUUGAAUGGAGAUAUUCCAUGAGCAGCAUAAGUUCAGCAGACAAAAUGCAAAGUGGUGAGAACGAAAUGACAAAACCACUUGAUGAAAGCAAGUCACACUGCAACAAAAUAUCUGUAGUUUGGCCCCCACAGGCCGACCCCCCGAAGAAAACCUUCCAAAUCGAGGAAGACAUUCAGCUAACUAAACCACAGUGGCCCCCUCCUGACAACUCCCCUAGGUCUCCCACACAGCAACACAGAAAGGCUGUUCCCAGAAGUGUCCUUUGAAAUUAAGUCACCCAGAGGUUAGUCAGAUACACUCAAAGAGGCACAAAAGACUGAAUGGUACAAUGAGAUACUAGCAAAGGACUGUCCUGUAGGGACAAUUAAGGAAGUGUUUGGUUAAAGGUCGUAGAGAUAAGUGAUUUUGAAGAGAACGCGACAAGUGAGACUAUGAAAGGAAACUGUGUGCGUGCAUGUAAAGGGUAUACAGCAGAAGGUUGAAACAGUAAGUGCUAGGGAAGAACAGACAAAGUGUAGAAAGAAGCAGGGUGCCUUGAACUGAUGGAUUCAUGAAAUGUGUAGUUCUGAAUUGAUUGACGCUUAUUUCCCCUGACGAUCAGAAGCGGCUCUGAUGUACCAUUGAGUAUUUUACAUUUCAAGAUCAAAUUUACCCAUUAAAUCCAAUUUUGGCUAUUUGUUUAGCACUUAGAAACAUAAAUUUGGUUGGUUCUAAUCUACAUUUCACUUUCCAUGUCAUGGGUGCAGUCAAUUUUAAAUCAGCUGGGUAAUAAAUCCUUACAGAUCUCACUGCUGUUGAAUGUCACAGUACAAAAGCCACCACAAGACCCAGAUUUGGUUCCCUCCGUUUUUUUUUUUACGCUAAAAUUAGCUGAUUUAUCAUCAUCCUCCAUCCUUACCACCACAUGUCAGUUCAGUGAAAUAGUCCAUGGACUUUUGUAUUAUUUUGUCAGCGCUUUUACUUUUCAACAUACCAACAUUUUUGCAUUUGCCUGUUAUUAGCACCUGGUGUGCACAUUUCUAAAAGCAUCCUGGAAUUAUUUUAUUUAUAAUAUUGGAAGUAUAUAAUAUGGUGAUAUGGAUUUGGUGAUAAUCAUGUUUGUUUUGGACAUUUGUAUCCUAUUUUGAACAACAACUAUUUUGCAAUGAAGAAUUUUAUUUUUUAGAUUAGAUACCUUGCUUUGUACAAGAAAAUUCCUGAUGAUGUCGUGCUGUCAGGCUGGUUCACUUACUUUAUUGCUGAUCUAAGGGCAAUAAAAUGUUGAAUAUCA